UUCCCGGAGGCGGUGCUUGGCCCGGAUCCCGGCUGGGGCUGGGAAGGAGAGGACCUGGGUGAGGAGCUGCUGCCACCCGGGCUGGGCCAGGACCUGAGAUCUCAUUGCUCCUGCUGCCGCUGCUGCCUGGGGGACCUUUCUGAGACCCAGGUCGGGGACAGUGCCGGAGGGGCCUCCUCUGCUGCAGACAUCUGGAACCAGGUGCAGAUGGGUCUCUUCCUUCCUGCCCCCAUCUCCCUCACUCCCUGCUCAGUGCGGCACUCUCCAGCUUCCUGUGGGAAUCGUCUGAAGUUCUGAGCCCGGAAGCCAAGGAGGAAGACGAGGAGGAGGAGGAGGAGGAGGAGGAGGGAGAGGAAGUCAAGCCCUGAGAACUCUUGCACCUUCCUAGCAGGAGACAAGGAGCAACCCUGCCGUGGGGCCCCCAGCCCCAGCCAGGCCUAGUGCCUGCUGUAGCACCCUAGAAGGCCCCCAGCAGUUGGCACUAGCUGUACCCACCUUGCCUGGGGCCCCCGUGCUGGGGGUUGCCCCCAAGAUGGUGGCGGCCCCAGGGAGGACUGUACUGCCAGCCCCAGUCUCUGGCCGCUAGGCACCCCCUGCCUUGCCCCGGCCCCUCACUCCAAGGCCAGCGCCAUGCUGCGCCUGGGGCUGUGGGCGGCGGCGCUGCUGUGCAUGUGCCGGCCGGGUGCCGUGAGUGCCGACUGCUGGCUCAUUGAGGGCGACAAGGGCUACGUGUGGCUGGCCAUCUGCAGCCAGAACCAGCCGCCCUACGAGACCAUCCCGCAGCACAUCAACAGCACCGUGCAUGACCUGCGGCUCAACGAGAACAAGCUCAAAGCCGUGCUCUACUCCUCACUUAACCGCUUUGGGAACCUCACCGACCUCAACCUCACCAAGAACGAGAUCUCCUACAUCGAGGACGGUGCCUUCCUGGGCCAGUCGAGCCUGCAGGUCCUGCAGCUGGGCUACAACAAGCUUAGCAACCUGACGGAGGGCAUGCUGCGCGGCAUGAGCCGCCUGCAGUUCCUCUUUGUCCAGCACAACCUCAUCGAGGUGGUGACGCCCACCGCCUUCUCCGAGUGCCCGAGCCUCAUCAGCAUCGACCUGUCCUCCAACCGCCUCAGCCGCCUGGACGGCGCCACCUUUGCCAGCCUCGCCAGCCUGAUGGUGUGUGAGCUGGCCGGCAACCCCUUCAACUGUGAGUGCGACCUCUUCGGCUUCCUGGCCUGGCUCGUGGUCUUCAACAACGUCACCAAGAACUACGACCGCCUGCAGUGCGAGUCGCCGCGGGAGUUUGCCGGCUACCCGCUGCUGGUGCCCCGGCCCUACCACAGCCUCAACGCCAUCACCGUACUCCAGGCCAAGUGCCGGAACGGCUCACUGCCCGCCCGGCCCGUGAGCCACCCCACGCCCUACUCCACCGACGCCCAGAGGGAGCCGGACGAGAACUCGGGCUUCAACCCCGAUGAGAUCCUUUCGGUGGAGCCACCAGCCUCGUCCACCACGGAUGCGUCGGCAGGGCCUGCCAUCAAGCUGCACCACGUCACGUUCACCUCGGCCACCCUGGUGGUCAUCAUCCCACACCCCUACAGCAAGAUGUACGUCCUGGUGCAGUACAACAACAGCUACUUCUCCGACGUCAUGACCCUCAAGAACAAGAAGGAGAUCGUGACGCUGGACAAACUGCGGGCGCACACGGAGUACACCUUCUGCGUGACCUCGCUGCGCAACAGCCGCCGCUUCAACCACACCUGCCUGACCUUCACCACGCGGGACCCCGUCCCCGGAGACUUAGCGCCCAGCACCUCCACCACGACCCACUACAUCAUGACCAUCCUGGGCUGCCUCUUCGGCAUGGUGAUCGUGCUGGGAGCCGUGUACUACUGCCUGCGCAAGCGGCGCAUGCAGGAGGAGAAGCAGAAGUCCGUCAAUGUCAAGAAGACCAUCCUGGAGAUGCGCUAUGGAGCUGAUGUGGAUGCUGGCUCCAUUGUGCAUGCUGCCCAGAAGCUGGGCGAGCCUCCCGUGCUGCCCGUGUCUCGCAUGGCCUCCAUCCCUUCCAUGAUCGGGGAGAAGCUGCCCACCGCCAAGGGGUUGGAGGCUGGGCUGGACACGCCCAAGGUGGCCACCAAAGGCAACUAUAUCGAGGUGCGCACAGGCGCCGGUGGGGAUGGUCUGGCUCGGCCCGAGGACGACCUCCCGGACCUCGAGAACGGCCAGGGCUCUGCUGCAGAGAUCUCCACCAUUGCCAAGGAGGUGGACAAGGUCAACCAGAUCAUUAACAACUGCAUUGAUGCCCUCAAACUGGACUCGGCCUCUUUUCUGGGAGGCGGCAGUGGCAGUGGGGACCCCGAGCUGGCCUUCGAGUGCCAGUCCCUCCCUGCAGCUGCUGCCGCCUCCUCAGCCACUGCCCCCGGGGCCCUGGAGCGGCCCAGCUUCCUUUCACCUCCCUACAAGGAGAGUUCCCACCACCCACUACAGCGCCAGCUGAGCGCCGACGCGGCCGUGACCCGCAAGACCUGCAGCGUGUCGUCCAGUGGUUCCAUCAAGAGCGCCAAGGUCUUUAGCCUGGACGUGCCCGACCAUCCGGCCGCCACAGGGCUGGCCAAGGGCGACUCCAAGUACAUCGAGAAGGGCAGCCCCCUCAACAGCCCGCUGGACCGGCUCCCACUGGUGCCGGCGGGCAGUGGUGGGGGCAGCGGCGGGGGCGGGGGCAUCCACCACCUGGAGGUGAAGCCAGCCUACCACUGCAGUGAACACCGGCACAGCUUUCCCGCCCUGUACUACGAGGAGGGUGCCGACAGCCUGAGCCAGCGCGUGUCCUUCCUCAAGCCGCUGACCCGCUCCAAGCGUGACUCCACCUACUCACAGCUCUCCCCCAGACACUACUACUCAGGGUACUCCUCCAGCCCUGAGUACUCAUCCGAGAGCACGCACAAGAUCUGGGAGCGCUUCCGGCCCUACAAGAAGCACCACCGGGAGGAGGUGUACAUGGCCGCUGGUCACGCCCUGCGCAAGAAGGUCCAGUUUGCCAAGGAUGAGGAUCUGCAUGACAUCCUCGAUUACUGGAAGGGGGUCUCGGCCCAGCAGAAGCUGUGACCCCCCUUCCUCCCUGGUGAGGUCGGAGCCAGAGGGCUGGGGGCCCUUUGGGGGAAGGGUCCAGGCGGCCGGGGCGGGGAGCAGACUCGGGGGCCGAGGCCCAGGAGAGGACGCACAUGCAGACCCGCACGCACGCACGCACACACACACCUGACCACCACCCGACUGUGAACAAACCAACAUCCGACAAUAACGGACAGGAAAACAGAGACACAUUUUCCUUAAAGUUUACAAACUGAUACCGAAACCAGUCGUCUACUGUGCUGCCCAGGGACUCUGCUGGGGUGUGCAGGGCCGGGGGCCGGCGUGGGGAGGAAGGAAGCCAAGAGAGGGUGUGGGGUCUGGGGGUCUGGGGCUAGAAACAGGUGUGGGGACCAAGAAGGCUCGGGUAGAGAGGGACUGAAGCCCCUCUGGGGUAGGGAGAGGGUCCCCUCCCAAGCUGGGGGUGAAGUCACCUGCAGAUUUAGCAUUAGACAGACAAUGGGCAAUGUCUCCUUCCACUUUAGAGAGGGGGAAACUGAGGCCCAGAGAAGGGAGUUGACAACCCCAGGGUCACACAGCAGCUUAGCCUCAAGUCCCCCAACUUCCCAGCCCAGUCCUGUCCCAGACCCCCUGCAGCUCCCUUGUGGACCCCUUCCUGCCUUCCACCCACCCUACAUCCCUUUCUGAAGUUCUCCCCUUGGGGCUGAGGGACUUGAGAAUCAGGCAGUGCUUUUUCUUCCUAGAAAGCCACAUGACAGUGCCCCCAGAGCGUGCAGCUGUGAUUCAGAAUCCUGGGGGGCUUUUGCCCCCUACGCCAGCACCCAGGAGAAGGGAGAGGGUCCUGUUGAUGGGAAAGGAGCCGAGGCAGGGCGACAUUCCACCAGCCCACUUCAAGUGUCUUCCACGCGGCCUGGGAAGAGUAGGGCGUGUGGCGGGCAGGCCAGCUACCAGGACAUCUCAGGUGCAGGUCCCCGGCCUCAGCUUCUCUGGUCCUCCGAGACCCCUGCCCACUGCAGAAGGGCAGCAGUGCACUGUGAUGCCUGGGGGGCUGCAGGGAGGAGCUGUCAUGGGGGACUUCCUGCCUGUCCCCAUGGCCUGCGUCCCCACCUGCCCGACCCCAUCGUGGGAUCUCGGCUCCUGUCUCAGCUGCCCACCCGGGGAAGGAGGGCUUUCUUACCCACCCACUCUGGGCUGCUCAUCCAGGCCUGGCCCCCUGGCCAGAGGGGCUCCCAUGUUUCCAUGGCAAUGGCCACUCCCCUUUUUCUGACCCCCCACCCAACAUCAAACAAAGCACAAACAGUGAGGCCCCCACCCGAGAGGGGCGGGGAGCAGGUUGGGUUCAUGGCGCCCUGCCCCCUCCCAGGCGGCCUCUGUCACCAUGGUAACCCUGUGCCUGGCAGUUGGUGCCCAGAGUGACCGUUGGGCUCUGGGGUUCUCUGUCCGUGUAGGCGGUGGCAGAGGGUGGUGAGGGUGGUGAGGGAGGCCCAGCCUGGCAGCAGCUCCUGGGGCCAGCUCUUUUGGGAGGCAAAUCUGGGGUCCUGAUACUGGGGUCUUGACCAGUCAGGAUGCUGAUGGGCUGAAGUCCAUCAUCCUUCACCUCUGGGUGGGAGCUGGGCCAGUGGGGUGUGGGAACGCUUGUACUAGCAGCUUUGCCUGCCUAGCAACGUGUCCCUUGGCUCCCACCCACCUCAGCAUGGGGGGGCCUUGGCUCUCCCCACAGCCCUGCCGGAGACCUCCAGUCUUGGGCCUGUGGCCCACAUGGGUUUCCUGAGAUUUGGGGAGUGUGACUGAGGGGUGAGGGUAGGCACUGGAGUGGCACCAAGACUGGCACUGUUGGUGGGGAGGGGCUCUGACCAGGAAAGCUAGUGCCAUCCCCUAGGGGACCCCAACGACCUUCCUGCUGGGGGCAGGGGGUGGGGGAGGACAGCAGAGGGCUAGGAGGCUUGGGCUCAGCUGAGCACCUCUCUCACACCAACUUUGGGUGAACAAAGCCCAGGGCUCACUUUGAGAGUGACGUUUGCAAAGAAAAGACUGUUCUCCCGGGGCGAGGAGGGGAGGGGGCGGCAUGGAUGCGCGGAGCAGACCUCCCUCCCCCGGCCCCCAAAACCUGCCCCCCAACCCCUCCUCACACCCAGUCGGCACAACUGAGAAAAGCAAGCAGGCAGAGAAGCCAGGGGUGUGAGGAAGCAGACUCCCUGUUAUAUUUGCAUGACGAUUUUACUGUAUUUUUCUGAGCAAACAUCUGUCGUGUAUGUGCCAGUUUGUCCAGACUCCCCCGCCCCCUCUCUGAUGCCCUCCUUUCCCACAUUCCGUCUGUUGUGAUCUGACGAGCAGCUCUUGAAACCCAGGGAGGGGUCAGCUCUGCAAAAACAGACCCAAAACAGGUGCCACCAAGACACAGCCCUGCCCCACACCCACCUCCUGUGUUUCGAGCAUUGGGCCCAAGUGCCACCUCCCUUCCGCCCUCCCUCCUUUGCCACCUCCCUUGUCCCUAGUUCCUUCCCCUCCUCCAUGCCAGGGAGGGCAGCCCCAGGGAAGCCUCCUCAAGGGCUUGUGUCCCGGUGGAAGGGACUGUCUCUCAGUCCCGCUUGUUGCCAUUUUGCAGAUGAAGAAGUCAGGGCUCCCAGACAGGGGCCUGGUGACUUGGCUGGCCAGCUGGGGUGGAGGAUCAGUCACACUGCUGAGUAUAGGAGGCCAGGAGCUUGAGGCUUCUUGGGGGGCUUCAUGCAGAGGCUGGGGGCUUUGAGAAAGGAACCCGUGGGAAGAAGGAGCACGCCUGGGGUGGGCCCCAGGGAGGGUUCCCGGCAGCAGGAGUUGGGGGCCCGUGCUUACCAUUUCCCCAUCGUUCCUGCGUGAAGAUAUCUAUCAAAACCUCAGACUCUGACUGCGGGGACAGGGGCCCUUCUAAAGAGCAGGACUCUGAUCAUCCACCGGGGGAACUGGCCUUGAAGACCCAGUUCACGUGGUUCUUUGUGAGGCCGAGCAGGGUCUAAACUCGGGUCUCUGGCCUCCCGGCCAGGCCAGAGCCCACCCCGAGGCUGGCCUGCAUCUGUGUCCCGCAUCCUGCUCAGGACGAGUUUUUCCCAGGCAGGCAGGAAGUAUUCACAAAACGCUGCCAUGCAAGGUCUGGGUUUGUGAUGGUGAUGAGCAUGGUGGAGCUGGGCUGUGGUCUGGGGCAGGCCAGCAGGGCAGACACCAGGAGAGGAGGACAGGGGGGCCACAGGGAGGGAGGGGAGAUGAGGGCUCGGUGGAGCAAGGGGCCAAGCUGGCUGAAGGACAUGUGGGUGCUGCGCCCUGGACGGAAGCCUCCUGCCUUGGGCCCGAACGAGGUCACACCUGGGCUUGCCUGCCUCUGUUGGAGAAUCUCCUCUGAAGCUGUUUCUGGGAAGUAGCAUGAUGGAUCUGCUCCUUCCUGGAGGGCACAGCAGGUGCAGCUAACCCUCUGCUGGAGCUUAUGGCCUUCCAGAAGCAAAACACAGAGGUCUGGAAGGAAGGCAGGGAAGCCUGGUUGGUGGGGAAACCUCGUCACAGGUCCCGGCCUUGCUUCUCCCCACGGCAGGAGGAGUCUCUCUCUGCCCACCAAAGAUUCCUCACCUGGGCUCCCUUCCUGGGGCAGUGCAGGAGGCCUGUGGGGGCAGCCUGCGUCCAGGCUGGGGAGCCCGUGUCUGGGUAGGUCUGGGAAAAGGGCUGUCAGGGGAGUGAGGAGGGUGGGAGUAAAAAGACCCACUUGGGAAGGCCAGGCCUGGAUCGCCCUCGGGAGGCAGCUGGGGCAAGGCAGCAGCAGUGGGGAGUGUCAGGCUGGCUGAGAGUCAUCCAUGUUCUCAACUGGAAGUUGGUCGCCUGCCCCACCCCCUCCUGGAAAUUGAACAGAGAGGGGAAAAGAAGUGCAGAGAAGGAAAGGAGAGGAAAGGAAAGCUAGAGUCAAGAAACGAGGUAGCGACAGUGCUAAGGCCGGGAUGGCAUCAGGAAUGAGGGACAACAGUGACAGGUCCCGGCUUAUAAGGGGCCUAAGUGCAGGGAAGGGAUAGACACAAUGCUCUCUAGUGACUGGUGCCUUUUGCAGAAAAUUUAAAUGGGUGAUGGGGUGGGGAGGGGCAAAGCUGGUCAGGGAGCGUCCCUUGUGGGAUGGGGGGACAGGGAGUCAAGCUCUGAAUGACAAGAGGAGCCAGAAGGGUGGGUGGGUGGGUGUGAACACGAGACUGGAGGGAGUGGGGUUGUAGUGGCUGCCUGCCCCCCAAGCCCCGCCUCUGUCCCCUACUACUCUGCCCCCUGGCCCAGCAGAGCCCCCUUUCCAUGAAUGUGGAUGGGUGGGGCAAGCCACUGGGGAGCCUGGGGAAGCUCAGCCCUGAGGGGUUUACUUUGCCCGUGGAAGCCAGUGUGAAGGUUGGGGCAGCCUUGCCCGACCCCAUUGCCAUCUCUCCUCUCUGACGAGGUGGCUGCUCCGGAGGUGGCUGAGCCCCAGGAGAGGGGACCUCCUCUAACUCUCACGCUCAGAUUCCAUCCCGACACACUCCCCACCCCCGACCCUGGGUCCUCCCACCUCUAACACAAAACCAGGGUCCAUACUGCUUGCCUCCAGAGGCAGCCUCAGCCCUCAACUAAAGGUCAGGCAGUCCUGCCGAGCAGGAGGGAGAGGAAAGGGGUCCUGUAGGGUGGGCAGGAUGGUCUGGGCCUGCUCCUCCUUCCUCCUGCCCCUCUGCCACUCCACACUCCAGCACAGGGCUAGGACAGGGGCUUGGAGUUCCUGCAGUGGUGGCCACACUUCCUUCCCUCCUUCCCUCCCUCCCUCCCUCCGUCCGGAGCCGCCAGUCCCCAAGUUGGCUGUGGUUGGGCACCUGGUUUGGGUCCUGCAGAGCUGGGCUCAGGCCCUGGGCUCUGAACCUGUGAACCCUUGCUGUGUGACAAACCUUUCCUUCCUCUGAGGGCCUUGAACCCUCUCCUUUUCUUCUUUUGGGGGUGGGGGUUAACUUUAUUUUCUCUUCCCUAUAUCUGCCUCUCUCCCUCCCCUCAAUUUCCUGUUUUAAAACUGAAUGGCACGAAAUUGUUUUCCUCAACUCGGAGAUUCCUGUAUGGAGAGAAUCAAUUUCUAUAUUUGCAAUAAAUUUCUUAUUUAAAGCUA
Mandrillus leucophaeus (drill) is the source of this 8194-nucleotide messenger RNA. RefSeq names its product extracellular leucine-rich repeat and fibronectin type III domain containing 2 (gene ELFN2). The transcript is spliced from 3 exons. Bases 631 to 3093 code for a protein of 820 amino acids. NCBI's taxonomy places the organism in Eukaryota, Metazoa, Chordata, Mammalia, Primates, Cercopithecidae. The record is from RefSeq and is a predicted model, not a curated record. Gene Ontology annotation, cellular component: plasma membrane. Gene Ontology annotation, molecular function: protein binding.